Messenger RNA from Cynara cardunculus var. scolymus (artichoke), 1247 nucleotides. RefSeq names its product growth-regulating factor 5-like. The transcript is spliced from 5 exons. NCBI's taxonomy places the organism in Eukaryota, Viridiplantae, Streptophyta, Magnoliopsida, Asterales, Asteraceae. Gene Ontology annotation, cellular component: nucleus. The record is from RefSeq and is a predicted model, not a curated record. Bases 77 to 1120 code for a protein of 347 amino acids. Gene Ontology annotation, biological process: regulation of DNA-templated transcription; developmental process; DNA-templated transcription. Gene Ontology annotation, molecular function: ATP binding.
UAGAUCCUUUUCUUCAAAGUUUUCUGUAGAAGGAAACGACAAAGUUGUGGUUGUUGGGAGGGAGAGUGUGGUGGAGAUGAGUGGCAGCAAAUCGGUUGCGGUGAGUGGUGGUGGUGGUGGAGAUGGGUACAGAGCGCCAUUCACGGCGGUGCAGUGGCAGGAGCUGGAGCAUCAAGCUUUAAUAUAUAAGUACUUGGUGGCAGGGGUGCCUGUCCCUUCUGACCUUGUUAUGCCAAUUAGAAGGAGCUUUGAGGCUUUAUCUGCUAGGUUAUUCCAUCACCCCACCUCAGUGGGAUAUUGUUCAUAUUAUGGGAAAAAGUUUGAUCCUGAGCCAGGGAGGUGCCGGAGGACAGAUGGCAAGAAGUGGAGAUGCUCCAAAGAUGCCUAUCACGAAUCAAAAUAUUGUGAGCGGCACAUGCAUCGUGGCCGUAACCGUUCAAGAAAGCCUGUGGAAUCUCAAUCUACUUCUCAGUCAUUAUCGACUGCAAUGUCAAAUAUUGGUACUGUGAACAGCACUGGCAGUGUCAAACGGAGCUUCCAGAAUGUUAGUAAUGCGAGCUCCCCAAGCCAAUCUUUGUAUCCCAUCACUAACUCAGAGAGUUUUGAUUUUGGAAGCAAUGCAUCAGAGACGCAGGUGGAUACAAGUUCCUACGUGAUCAACAACAAAGAUCUUAGGUAUGCUCAAGGACUAACUGUCAAUCUUGAUGAUCAUAACUACACUUCUGGAGUUCCAGAGAAUGCAAGGGGUCUUGGCAUGGACAUUAAUAUAGACGGUUCAAGGCGUCUAAUGCCUUCCCAACUUUCCACAAAUUCCUUGUUGAAGCCACAAAAUGAUUCAUACUUGCAAAGCAACUCCCUACAGCUGAACAUGACCAAUACUUUUGAUCCAUUGGUUGAUACUACUUCUAUGUCAAAGCAAAGGCAACAACAUCCCUUUUUUGGUAGCGAGAUUGGGUCACCAGGAGGGCAAGUAAAGCAUGAGCAAUCAAUGCGCCAGUUUUUUGAUGAGUGGCCGAAAGCCAAAGAACCAUGGUCCAAUCUUGAUGCCACAACUCAGCUAUCCAUGUCUAUGGAUCCUGAAUUUAAUGCAAGAAAUCCUUGUCCUCCAAAUGAUGCUUAAAAGAAGCCGACUGCUAUUGCCGAAAAGCUGUUAAAGAGAAGCUGUCUGUAGUUGUCUGCGUGCAUGUGACUACUGUUGUAUGAUCUACACUUGUAUCAGGUUCGCCCAACUUCUGAAUCUUGCUGUU